AUGGUCAAAAACUUGGUGUCUACAAUGGAACUUCACUUUUCAAACCGUGCUGUAACGAAAAAAGAAAAUAACAGUCAUGUUGGAACAACUGACGAAAACUUGGAUCGAGGAAACUGGUCAAGUAAAACUGAUUACUUGCUUUCGUUGAUUGGCUAUGCAGUGGGGCUAGGAAAUGUUUGGCGGUUCCCCUACCUUGCCUACAAGAACGGAGGAGGUGCAUUUCUGAUUCCAUACACCAUAAUGCUGGCCUUUGCGGGCCUCCCCCUCUUCUUUCUGGAAUGUUCCUUUGGGCAGUUUGCAAGUCUUGGUCCUGUUUCUGUGUGGAAGGCUGUCCCAAUCAUGCAAGGUGUUGGUGUUACAAUGGUGCUGGUAUCAUCUUUUGUGGCAAUCUACUACAACUGUAUCAUUGGCUACAGUAUUUACUACUUGUUUGCAUCCUUCCAGUUCCCCCUUCCAUGGAGUGACUGUUUUGAAUGGUCUGAUGAGAACUGCAGUAAGCAGUCCAAAGAAUAUUGCAACAUUACAUCUGCAAAUGGAAGCUUUGUAUUGGUCAAUUCAACAUGGUUAAAUGACAACAAUGCCACCUGUGAGGGAUCAAAUAUCUUCUCUAUCUCUGUGCAGAGCCCGAGUGAACAAUAUUGGGACAAAGUAGCCCUUCGUCGAUCAAGUGGAUUAGAUGAAUCUGGAGGCGUUAUCUGGCAUCUUGCUCUCUGCCUCCUGCUGGCAUGGAUAAUAGUUGGUGCUGCCUUGUUUAAAGGAAUAAAGUCAUCAGGAAAGGUGGUGUAUUUCACAGCGAUCUUUCCUUAUGUUGUUUUGAUCAUCCUGCUGAUACGAGGAGUAACUCUGGAAGGAGCUCGGGAAGGAAUCGAAUACUACAUAGGAACUCAUUCUGACAUUUCAAAGCUGUCUGAUGCUGAGGUUUGGAAGGACGCUGCCACUCAGAUCUUCUUUUCCCUUUCUACUGCAUGGGGAGGCCUUGUUGCUCUGUCUUCCUACAACAAAUUCAACAACAACUGCUAUUCAGAUGCAAUCGUCGUUUGUGUGACCAACUGCGUUACAAGUGUCUUUGCUGGAUUUGCCAUCUUUUCCGUUCUUGGACACAUUGCUCAUAUAUCACAUAAGCCUGUGUCUGAAGUCACCCAGUCAGGUUUUGGCUUGGCUUUCAUUGCAUAUCCAGAAGCCCUUUCAAAGUUGCCCAUAUCACCACUGUGGUCUAUCCUUUUCUUCUUUAUGCUACUGACGCUUGGUCUGGACUCUCAGUUUGCAAUAAUUGAAACCAUUACAACAGCACUACAAGAUGAAUUUCCCAAGUACCUUCGUUCAAGGAGAACCCUCAUUACAGUAGUUGCCUGUGUUGUGCUUUAUCUUCUUGGCCUGCCCUGCGUAACUGGGGCUGGAAUCUACUGGGUUAAUUUAAUUGAUCACUUCUGCUCUGGAUGGGUACUUCUAAUAUCUGCUGUCUUGGAACUUGUCGGGAUAAUCUACAUCUAUGGAGGAAACCGAUUCAUCAAGGACAUUGAAAUGAUGAUUGGCAAGAAAAACUAUUAUUUCUGGUUGUGGUGGAGAGCUUGCUGGUUUUUCAUUUCUCCCUGUUUACUUACGAUCAUAUUGGUGUGGUCCUUGGUAACAUUCUCAGCACCUUCAUAUGGACCUAUUCCCUAUCCAAUAUGGGGAACGGUGCUUGGAUGGUUUAUGUUAGCCUUCUGCAUCAUCUGGAUUCCCAUAUUUGCUGGUUUCAAUUUUGCAAAAGCAAAGGGAGGCAUAUUGGAACGCUUCAGGCAAAUUUGUUCUCCUACACCUGACUGGGGUCCUUACCUUGAAUGCCACCGUGAAAGGUACAAGAAUCAAGAGAGUCCACAGACAAUUCAGCAAUCCAAGCAAAACGAAAAUGAUUUGUCGAUUGUUUAUGCUAAUGAUAUGCUAAUGAUUUCAUCACCAAACUGUGAUCAGAUGCGUGUAUAGGAGGCUACCAAAGAGAUUAUUGUAGAAACCAUCACCUGCAAGGAGUCAGAUAUGGUGAGAUCUGAAGCCAGUGGGCAAUCUCAUGGGAUAAAUCACAAAAAGAAAAUGUCAUCUCUAUGUGACACGCAUACAGCGUAUAUUCAUUGGCGCAAAGCAUUACUGCGUUUUGUGCAUAAUUUCUUUUAAAUCAUAUGCUUAGCCUAAAGAUCAAAAAUAUUAGGGACUGACAACAAAAUUUGUUAGUAUGAAGAAAUAAUUUUAUCAUUUUCACUGUAAAGUUUAAAGACAGUUAAUAGUAGAUUUACUGUAAAUAGCAUCAUUUUGUGAUUUUAUUCAUAAGCUAGUCUGUUUCUUAAGUUCUGAGCAGAUACAAAUGUUUUUCUACUGAAUGUCAUUGAUGACAUCAUUUUUGGCAUCUUUACUGCUGGCAGUUUACUUUUAUUUUAUUUUAUUAAUGGGACAUUUCAUGUUUCUAACUGUCUAAAGGUCAUCAGACAUUAUUUGUAUGUGAAGAAAGGAACCUCUCACCUAUGCAAAGUUGGGCUUUUGUUUUCUUUUUUAGUUCCAGUUUGGUCAGUUGCAGUAUACAUGGGUUUAUGCUCGCCGCUGGUAUCAUUUACAUUUAACAGGGGUGAGGAGGGCCAUUUGUCAUGAUAUCAGAAUAUAAUCUUACCAAACAAUCACUCCAGUAGCAUGUAAAUAACUUACUAUGUUGCUCCAUUGCCCUACUGUUUUGUGUGAACAACACAACCAUUUUGUGGGCACAGUCCAGUAAGAUAUUAAUGGGGACUAAAUCAAGGAGAUGAUAGUGUAGCUUAGCGCCUAAUCACAGUUUGUCAUAUGUACUACGGGCUGGCCUUUAUCCAGAGAUCAUGAGGGGUCUAUGAUUUAAUCAUUUUAUAAAAUGAACCAGUUCUAUGGUAUGAAUUUAUAGAUGGGAAUGAAAAGUCAAAGCUUGGCAAAUAUUCUGAACAGACAUAUAUUAGGUAGGUUCACGUGAACAUCAGUGUUCAUUGGCAAAAUGAUGUGAAAUUUAACUUAAACGUCUAUACUGUAAAACUGAAUUUGAAAUCGUUCUCUGCACGUAAAUAUAUGUGAAUAUCUAGCAGACAGGGUAUCACGUUAUCAAGGUACUGUAUAAAAACAAACAAGAAAAACAUUUCAAUUAAAUGUCCUCCAUUAAGGAAGCACUUUAUUAGUGAAAGGAAACAGUUUCACCUUUUGUAUUUUUUCAGUUUCUUCUUAAAUGUGUAUGUAAAUAGCAAUCUGACUGCCAAAGUUUUUCUUUUUGUAGCGCAUUUUAAAAACACAUUUUUAUGAGCUAUGUAAUCUUAGAUAAUUUGAAAGCAGUUCAUUGUACAUAUCCUGUUCUAAUUUAAAAGGGGUGAUGAAUUCUGCACA
Erpetoichthys calabaricus (reedfish) is the source of this 3363-nucleotide messenger RNA. Its product is annotated as sodium- and chloride-dependent neutral and basic amino acid transporter B(0+)-like. Gene Ontology annotation, biological process: sodium ion transmembrane transport. The record is from RefSeq and is a predicted model, not a curated record. Gene Ontology annotation, molecular function: L-proline transmembrane transporter activity. Gene Ontology annotation, cellular component: membrane. Lineage: Eukaryota; Metazoa; Chordata; Cladistia; Polypteriformes; Polypteridae.